Rhopilema esculentum is the source of this 1227-nucleotide messenger RNA. RefSeq names its product calcium release-activated calcium channel protein 1. Lineage: Eukaryota; Metazoa; Cnidaria; Scyphozoa; Rhizostomeae; Rhizostomatidae. Gene Ontology annotation, molecular function: store-operated calcium channel activity. Gene Ontology annotation, biological process: store-operated calcium entry. The record is from RefSeq and is a predicted model, not a curated record. Gene Ontology annotation, cellular component: membrane.
GGCCUGAAUUGUUGCGGAAUGCGAUUGCUCGAUCAAGAAGAUUUUGUUGGAGGUCAAACGAAGACUGUACCACGGCAGAUAUCAGUCUAUUUGAGUUUAUCAUUAUAGUAGUCACCUUUAUAGGUAAAAUGAAACCAGUGUCGAAAGUUAUCAAAUAUGCUUUCUGAAAUAUAGUGUGCUUUAUACAGGAAUUUAAAUCGACAUCGGAUCAGGGGUCAAAUCGAGGAGAUUGUUAUUCUUACAAAUGACCUCAUGCAAAUAAAGGAGCGACAUUGAUUGGAGCUUAAUGAAGUUGUAUCUUUGCAUGAAGAUCAAAUCAUUUAGAAUUUGUUGAAAUUUAUUUGACAUUUUUGUCAAAACCGCAAAAAGUAUGCUUCCUGCACGAGAUGAAGAGGAUAAGCCUCGAAACUGGAGAGGGCUAUUUUUGAGCAAAGCGAAGUUGAAAGCAUCUAGCAGGACAUCUGGUUUGAUGUCUGGUUUUGCAAUGGUUGCAAUGGUUGAGUUGAAUAUUGGAUCUGAUCUUCCAUCAGUUCUUGUAAUAACAUUUAGCCUUCUUACAACAUGCUUGAUAUCUGUGCAUGUUUUCGCAUUGAUGAUAUCAGUUUGCAUUCUCCCAAACAUUGAGACAGUGGAGAACAUAAGAAACGUUGAGAUGUCCAGAGGCUAUCCCAUUCAGAGCAUCCCACAUGAGACAAGACCAAGUGAAUCACCUCAUGAAAAUAUGCACAAGUAUGUAGAAAUAGCAUGGAUAUUCAGCACGGGCCUAGGGACAUUUCUUUUCUUGCUGGAGAUUCCAGUUAUAUUAUGGGUGAAGCUAUACACAAUCAACAUCAAUUCAGCAAUUGCUGCUUCAGCGGUUAUGUUCCCAACAUCAAUCAUAUUCAUCUGGUUUGCAGUUCAUUUCUACAGAAAGCUCAUAGCACAUGAGGUUGUGCAGAGAACAAAUGGUAUGCUGGAGCUCCAGUAUAUAGCCAAGCAACUUGGUUCUGAGGAUGGUGAUGCAGCAUUGACCACACAGCCUCUUACAUCAGAUAUACAAAAUGUGUGAGAGCUUCUAGUAUUAACUUUGUUGCAAAGGUUAUUUCAAAGUUUCGUUUUUGUUUUAGUUAAAAAUUCGCAAACAUUCUUUAGAUAAAAUUAUUUAUAGACACAAUAAUUGUAAAUAGAGUAUUAUUCAUUGUAUAGUAGUUUGUUAAUAGCAUUUUUCUGGUCAUGGUUAUUUUUUGU